AUGCCUGAUCCUCCACCAAUUUUACAAAAUUUACUGAAUCGCUCCCAUGAAUAUUCAAAUCAUUUUCACGAAAAUAUAAGAUCUUAUAACAAUUCGUUCGCUUUUGCUUCAUUUAAUGCAAAUUUAGUCAAUCUUCAUGCCAAUAGACGGCCUGGUCCAUAUUGCUUUAAAAUUCAUGGCCAAGUUUACUAUCAAAUGAAUACUUCAUUGUAUCCGGAAGUUAAUGAACUUCCUUCUUUUGGCCAAUUAUUUAUUAUCGAUCAAAAUGAAUCUACUGACAUUCGAAGCAAUAAUUAUUCAAGAUUAAAUAGAGAUAUCAUUGACAGUAUAGAUCAAGCCCUUCGACAACAUAAUGUAUUCGCUCAAUCUUAUCAAAUGAUGCAUGAAGAAUUACAACGAGCAAUGAUUGAAAAUAAUCUGGAAACAGAACCUGAAAUGCGAUUGUUAUUCUCAUUAAAACCUGGUAUGGAUGCAAGACGAUAUAAUCCACAAAGAGUAAACGAAGUAGCAGCAAUAUUCACGACAAUUGCUGAUGGUGAUAUCCCAGAAUCCUACGUAACAAUCCACAAUAAACGUACGAAAACUCUCCAAUAUGUUAGCUCUAUGGAUCCUAAUGUUGAAGCCUGGAUUUACUUUUCUAUCCAUAUGGUACAAACAGUUGGAGCUCAACUAUUAAUUUCAAUCCGAGAUGAUAGCAAUGUAUUUUUACAAGGCGGUCGUUUAUUUCAACAAUGGAUCGUAGAUAAUUAUGUUAAAAUAGAAAAAGAUAGAUUGACUUAUUGUAGAAACAAUCAAAAAACUCUCCGUGCUGAUACUUAUCAAGGUCUUAUUGACCAUUUACAACGAGAAGCGAAUAAUGAAAAUUGUCAAAUAGGAAAAAUGAUUGUUCUUCCAUCAUCAUUUACUGGUUCUCCACGUAAUAUGUUACAGCAUUAUCAAGAUGCAAUGGCAAUUGUUAGAAAAUAUGGAAAGCCUGAUCUUUUUGUAACCAUGACAUGUAAUCCGAAUUGGCGUGAAAUUCAAGAGAAUUUAUUACCUGGACAAACAGCGUCAGAUAGACCAGACAUUGUUUCACUUUUAGCAUAUGUUUACGUAGUCGAAUAUCAAAAGCGUGGUUUGCCCCAUGUUCACUUAUUAAUAACACUCAAACAAAAUUAUAAAAUUACUUCUUCUGCCGUAGUUAACAAAUAUAUUUCUGCUGAAAUCCCCAAUGAAACUGAUGAUCCCGUACUUCAUGAAAUUGUCAUGAGAAACAUGAUCCAUGGUCCAUGUGGAGAUUGGUGCAAAGAUAAAAAUAAUAAAUGUUCAAAACACUUUCCCAAAGAAUUUCAAAAUGAAACAGUAAUGGAUGAAAAUGGAUAUCCAACUUACCGCCGCAGAAAUACUGGAGUUUUCGAUCGUUUGCAGGGAGGAACGGCUGAUAAUCAGUAUGUUGUCCCUUAUAACGCUGUAUUAUUAAAAUUAUUUAAUUGUCACAUCAAUACAGAAAUAGUAUCAACUAUCCAAUCUGUUAAAUAUUUGUACAAAUAUAUAUAUAAAGGACAUGAUGCUGCAGCUAUUGAAGUGACAAAUGGGAAUGAAAGAUCUAUAAAUCAUGAUGAAAUACACAAUUUCAUAGAAACUCGAUACGUAAGUCCAGUUGAAGGAUGUGAUCGAAUUUUAGGAAGAUCUUUACAAAAAAAAAGUCACUCGAUUAUGCGUCUGCCUGUACAUUUACCUAACCAACAAACUGUAAUGAUUAGUGACGAAGCCACAGACGACUCUAUUAGAACAGCGUUAGAAAAAAAUACUAUGCUGAUCGAAUAUUUUGCGUUGAAUCAACGUGAUACAGAGGCAAGACAGUUUACAUAUGCAGAAAUUCCAUCAUACUACGUGUUCAAAAAGUCUUCUAAUGCUGCAAAUAAAUCCUGGGAAGGACGCAAACAGGAUCGCAAAGUUAUUGGAAGAAUGUACUCUAUUAGUCCUCAUCAAAUAGAAUUAUUUCAUCUUCGGUUAUUACUGCUAACAGUCAAAGGAGCAGAGAGUUUUGAAGCUAUACGGACAGUUGAUGGAAAAACAUAUGAUACUUUCCAUGGUGCAUGCUUAGCACUUGGUCUCAUUGAAGAUGAUACAGAAUGGGAACGUGCAAUGACAGAAGGAGAAGUAUGGAUGAUGCCACGACAGCUGAGAUAUUUAUUCGCGAGUAUUUUAGUUCACUGUCAACCUAAAGAACCGAGAGAACUGUGGGAAAAAUUUAAAGAUGCUAUGUCACAAGAUUAUCGUAGGAAUUAUUGUGAUUCUGAAUCAAUUAGUAGAGCAUAUCAUGACAUAAAUGCUUUAUUAUGCAAUGACCGAUAUGAUCUAAGUAACUUUCCAUCAAUGCCACCAUUAAUUGAAUUUGAAAUUCAUAAUAACAAUAAUGAUCAGAAUAUGGAAGAAAUACAACCAUGUCACCUUGAAAUUGGUCAAAGUCAAUACAUAAAAUUGAACUCGAAACAGAAAGAGAUUGUCGAUACGAUUAUAGAAGUAGUGAUGACAGAAGAUAAAACGAAAAUUGAAAAUACGUGUUUUUAUAUGGAUGGACCAGGUGGAUCGGGAAAGACGUUUGUUUACACUACUCUUUAUCAUUUACUGAAAAGUAAAGGGAAAAAUAUUUGUACUAUGUCGUUUACAGGUGUCUCAGCUAUAUUACUCCCUAAUGGAAAAACUGUACACAAAGCAUUUGGCUUGCCAGUACCACUGUUCUUUGACUCAACGUCACACAUAAAGAUUCAAUCAAAAGAGGCUCAGAUCAUGAAGGAUUAUGAUUUAUUAAUCUGGGACGAAGGUCCAAUGGCACCAAGAUACUGUAUGGAAAUUGGUGACAAAACUUAUAAAUAUUUCAUGGAUAGUAAUUUACCAUUUGGUGGAAAAGUGAUGUUGAUUGGUGGCGAUUUUAGACAAUUACUGCCUGUCAAAGUUAAUGCUACUCGCAGCGAAUUGGUUAAUUUGUCGAUUAAAUUUAGUCAUCUUUGGAAAAAUUUCUCUAUGUUUACAUUGACGGAAAAUAUGAGAACAUUACCAGAAGAAACGGAAUUUGCAAAGUAUCUCCUAGAUGUAGGUGAUGGAGUUCUAAAUGACAAUAAUAAUUAUAUAAUAGCACCAGAAAAAUGUAUCGCCAACACGACUGAAAGCAUAGUAGAUACAAUGUUUAAAGACCUGCUCAAUAAUCAACGAUAUGAUGAGUUAACUAAGGUAGCUGUACUGGCAGCACGAAAUGUUGAUGUCGAUCGAAUUAAUUGUGAAGUUGUAGAAUUACUUGAUAAACAAUCAGAAAAAAUUUAUAAUAGCGUUGAUAGUACAGAAAACUGUGACAACGGAGAUAUAGUCAACGUCAUAUUACCAGAAUAUCUUAAUUCUUUAGAUCCUCCCAAUUUUCCUCUUCACGAACUUAAAUUGAGGAAUAACUGUGUUGUUAUGCUUCUACAAAUUGAUGGUUAUACUCAUCGUCUUUUUCGUGAAGUACACUAUAACCAUUCAACAUUUGGUCAAAGAACAAUAACUGAUGGUUCGUACUGGUUGACAAUCAACGUAGCAAUGUUUGUUCUGAGUCUAGCUUUAGAAAUUGGUACUGCUUUCACUGUUUGUGGUCAAAUGAGCCAAAGAGCGAAUGGUUUUUUUACUAUCGAAAAUAUGGAUAAUAUUAUUAUCCGUGAAGGAAUCGCACCAUUGACACAAGCUCAAGCAAAUCCUGGUUUCCAAGCACUUCAAGGUCUCAGACGUCAACGUGUUGAACCAGUUAUUCAACGUAAUAAUAAUAAUAUUGCUGUCUAUCGUGGUGUUGUAAAUAAUCAUGCUGCUGGUGGUGCUAUUAGACGUGGUGAUGCAUGCUUGCUAGUGCUAUUGGACGUAGUGGUACCAAAUGUGAAUGAUGUUGUUGUUGCUCAUAGUGUUAAUAACGCUCUUGAUGGAUUGAGCAAUGAUUUGAAUGGUUUAAACGAUGAUAACAUGAUCAAUAAUAAGAUCCAGCAAAAUGUCAGUGAGAUUAAUUCAGUGAAUGAUAUUGUUUUUGAUAAUAUUAAAGUUAAAGAAAACAUGGCUGGCAAUGUUGAUUAUGUUGGUGCCGAAAUGGUUAUCCCAGUAAAUGACAAUUGUAUAUGGGAUGUUGAUGGUGAGAGGCCAGAUGAUGAUAAUGAUACCGCUGGUGGUUUUAAUAUCAAUGAAAUAUAUGGAUAUGAUGAUAUAUAUGAUAAUCGAGAAUCACCUGAUAAUGUUGUUUGUGGUGAGCCAGCUUAA
Messenger RNA from Aphidius gifuensis, 4254 nucleotides. RefSeq lists its product as uncharacterized. Gene Ontology annotation, biological process: telomere maintenance; DNA repair. Gene Ontology annotation, molecular function: DNA helicase activity. The record is from RefSeq and is a predicted model, not a curated record. The transcript is spliced from 6 exons. Bases 1 to 4254 code for a protein of 1417 amino acids. Lineage: Eukaryota; Metazoa; Arthropoda; Insecta; Hymenoptera; Braconidae.